CUCAUGUCCAGGGAAGAGCAGAAAGUAUAAAUACCCCCGAUAUGUCCAGACUGCAGCGGUGCUGGCGAGUGGUACAAGACUUAGCUUGGUUAGGGUAUGAGAAACGACAAUUCAGACAAACUGAAGUUAAAUACCAGACAUAACUUUGACCAAGACUGCCUUUACAGCGCUGGAAAAUCACUUUCAUUUGAACAGAUCUCUGAUUUAAGGAAAUAACUAUUCGAUUAGAGAAGACGCGCCAUUACCAGAGAUAAAGGACAUAUAUUGUAAUAAAAUCUUUAUUGUUACUACUCUUGAGCGCAAUUUCCAUUGCAGAAGAUGUGUUCCACUGUGUGUUUGAUCGUUUUACUCCUGUGCGUAAUGAACGCAGCACUUUCCACUCCAUUUGAAUCUGAGGAUAUUGUACCUGUUCGGAUAAAUGGAAGAAUCAGCGGUCGCUUUUGGAAAAGAAGCGAGGAUCAGCCGAGAUUUAUCGUCAGUGCAUUUGGCAAGGAGUUGACUCUAAACCUUAUUCCAGAUACCAGCUUUAUCGCGCCUUCCUUCACCAUACAGCGCAUCAAAGCCAGAGAUGUUGGCGCUUUACGCAGCUCUUCAGGUGCCCAACUUGUCGCUGAUCUCCAGAAAUGUAUGAACCAGACAGAGGAGAAUGAAGGACAGCUUAGGAGCUGCUUUUACUCGGGGAAUGUAGAUCACGAUCAAAGCUCGGUUGUGGCUGUCAGUUUGUGCUCGGGCAUAUUUGGCUCCUUCAUAACGGAGGGGAAAGAGUAUUUAAUUGAGCCCAAACGUCGCGGCGGCUUGGGGCCAGACUCUGCCGAGCAGCUGCAUGUCAUCAAGAGGAGGACAUUCAGAAAAAACCACGGUGUUCCCCUCCUGUUUGAACACGCGGCGGCUGAGAGUCGAGCGGAGAAGCACAAUAGGGAAAGUUUUACGCACGGCGACAGUGACGCACAGAGGGAACCUCGCCGGAGACGCUUUGUUUCCGCGCCACGGUUCAUAGAGACCCUGGUGGUAGCAGACUCAACCAUGACCCACUUCUAUGGAGAUGAAAUAAAGCACUACAUUCUGACCCUGAUGUCGAUGGCUGCCCAGCUUUACAAGCACCCCAGCAUAAAGAACUCGGUAAACGUGGUGGUGGUGAAGUUGUUGGUGGUGGAGGAUGAGGAGGUUGGCCCGGAGGUCUCCAGCAACGGAGGUGUGGCUCUGAGGAACUUCUGCUCCUGGCAGCAGCUCUUCAACCCACCAAGCCAGAGGCAUCCAGGGCACUAUGACACUGCCAUGCUCUUCACCAGAGAGGACAUCUGUGGACAGAAGAGCUGCGACACGUUGGGUGUGGCCGAUGUCGGGACGAUGUGCGAUCCCAAGAGAAGCUGCUCAGUUAUCGAGGAUAACGGCCUGCAAGCUGCCUUCACAGCUGCACAUGAGCUUGGUCAUGUGUUGAGUAUGCCUCACGAUGACUCCAAGACCUGUGAGAGGCUGUUUGGAGAUCUGGGAGGACAUUACCUGAUGGCUCCUCUGUUUGUCAGCCUCAACAAGACAGCGCCUUGGUCUCCCUGCAGUGCUCUCUACAUCACAGAGUUCUUUGACAAUGGACAUGGGGACUGCCUGCUAGAUGUCCCAGAGAGUACCAUACCGUUACCAAGAGAGCUGCCAGGCACCAAGUACAGCCUGGACCAGCAGUGCCAGCAGAUGUUUGGAGAGGAGUUUGUCCAAUGCCCCAACUCCUCAGAUAGUGAUAUUUGUAGCCAGCUGUGGUGUCAGGAGGAUGGGACGCUGCAGUGCUCCACCAAGAACGGCAGCUUGCCCUGGGCUGAUGGCACCCCCUGUAGCCUGAACGGAACAUGCCUCCAAGGAGCGUGCAUGUCGACUCAGGAUGUGAUGCAGCCGCUGGUGGUUGUGGACGGCGGCUGGAGCUUGUGGGGGCCGUGGCAGCAGUGCUCCAGAACAUGUGGAGGAGGGGUGGAGUUCUCCUAUAGGGAGUGCACUGACCCUGUGCCUCAGAACGGAGGGAAGUACUGUGAAGGACAGCGGGUUCAGUACCAGUCCUGCAACACGCAGCCCUGUGACGACAACGACGGAAAGAGUUUCAGAGAGGAGCAGUGUGAGAAGUACAACAGCCCCAACUACCUGGACUACAACGGGAAUAUAAAACAGUGGAUCCCAAAGUACGCUGGUGUUUCUCCCAGAGACAGAUGUAAGCUGUUCUGCAGGGCCAGGGGCAGCAGUGAAUUUAAAGUGUUUGAAUCCAAGGUGAUUGACGGGACGACCUGUGGACCUGACACCACAUCGGUGUGUGUCCAAGGCCAGUGUGUGAAGGCAGGCUGCGACCAGGUGAUUGGAUCCAACAAGAGGGUGGAUAAAUGUGGAGUGUGUGGAGGAAGUGGGCUCACCUGUAGAAAGAUUACAGGCUCCUACAACAAAGCAACCUAUGGAUACAGCGACAUUGUCACAAUUCCUGUUGGCGCUACUAACAUUGACAUCAAACAGCGGAGCCACAGAGGGAUCAAACAUGACGGGAACUACCUGGCUAUAAAGAGAGAGAGUGGCGGUUACAUCCUCAACGGUAACUUCUCUGUAUCCACGGUGGAGCAGGACAUUCCUGUGCUGGGUGCUGUGCUAAAGUACAGCGGCUCCUCCACCACGCUGGAGAGGAUCCAGAGCUUCAGGCAGCUGAAGGAGGCCAUCACCAUCCAACUCCUUGCCACUAUGGGGGACGCCAACCCUCCCAAGGUCAAAUAUACAUUUUUCAUCCCUAGAGAUGUGACCUUCAACAAAUCCAAAGAGAGGAAGGGCUCGUCCCUGUCUUUGCAUAUGAUCCAUCCAUUUGGCGUACCUGACUGGGUGCUGGGGGAGUGGUCUGAGUGCUCCAAGAGCUGUGGCUCCGGAUGGUCCAGGAGAAAUGUUGAAUGCAGAGACAGCGCGGGCUUCCUCUCCAGCCAGUGCGACAAAGACCUGAAGCCCGUAGACAUAAGGCCUUGCGGGGAUCUGCCGUGCCCCAUAUGGCAGAUGGGACCUUGGUCUGUCUGCUCACGAACUUGUGGCCAGGGGGAGCGCCGCCGCAGCGUCUUCUGCGUAGACUACACUGGGAAGACUGUUGAGCCAGAGAAGUGCGAUCUGAACAAACUCCCAGAGCCAGUCUCUGGAGAAUGUCUCAACCAAGAGUGCUUAUGAAGAACAGGAGUAUAGUGAACUUUCCCUUUCUGGUCUGACUGCACUUAUCUACCAUGGAUGGAUUACUGAUUGGGCACACUGGGCACAGGCCCAGGGGCCAAAGGGGUCAGGGGGCAGAGACACAAAAGGACCACAAAGAGACACAAACCAACCACAGAGAGAUACAUAACAACCACAAAGAAACACAAAGCGAACACCAAUGGUUUUCCAUUACGAAAAAAAUUCCUGGU
Molecule: messenger RNA, 3398 nt
Organism: Perca flavescens (yellow perch)
Lineage: Eukaryota; Metazoa; Chordata; Actinopteri; Perciformes; Percidae
Product: A disintegrin and metalloproteinase with thrombospondin motifs 8
Exons: 9
Coding region: 319-3168 (949 amino acids)
Biological process (GO): proteolysis; extracellular matrix organization
Molecular function (GO): metalloendopeptidase activity; zinc ion binding
Source: RefSeq, a predicted model, not a curated record